ACAAUAAAUCACUAUAUAAACACAUAAAUGUGCACCCCACCUUUCUUAUCAAACAUAAAAGUCAGCAAAACAAAGGCAUAUUCCUCUUCUCCUCAUAAGCCUUAAUUUCCAAAUAUUCAGAUUCAAGGAUCUCCAUGGCGAUCCACAAGAUCCUCUUCGCUUCACUUUUCAUUUGCUCACUGAUCCAAUCGAGUCAUGGGGCUACCAAAGAAAGGCUAUUUUCCGACCUGGAGAAAGGUGCUUUUGAGGUCACCACUAAACCCAGCCGAGAAGGAGAAGGUGUCGUUCUGGAUGCCGGAAUUGACAAAUUGAGCAUCACAUGGAAGCUAAACUCGACGGCAAAGGAGGCUGAAUUCAAGACUAUUAAAGUAAAGCUAUGCUACGCCCCGAUCAGCCAAGUUGACCGACCAUGGCGCAAGACGGAGAAUGAGCUCUUCAAGGACAAGAGCUGCCCGCACAAGAUCGUGGCAAGGCCCUAUGACAGCAGCGUUAAAACCGCUCAAACAAUCGAUUACACCCUUGAGCGCGACAUUCCCACCGGGACUUACUUUGUUCGUGCCUACGCUGUUGAUGCACACGACCAUGAAGUUGCCUUUGGACAGAGCACGGACGAGGAUAAGAAAACCAAUCUCUUCAGCGUUCAGGCUAUCAGUGGCCGCCACAAGUCCCUAGAUAUUGCCUCCAUCUGCUUCAGCGUCUUCUCUGUCUUGGCUCUGCUCGUUUUCUUUGUCAACGAGAAGAGGAAGGCCAAGAUAGAGCAAAGCAAAUGAGUCAUUUACUUUGCUUGUUUGCGACGUUAAACAGAAAGUCGUUGACUUUGAACUUUCUUUUGUAUCAAUUGCUUUUGUUUUGUUGCUUACCUCUUCUUUCUUCUGUACUUUUUACUUACGUGUUUGUAUCGUUAUAAGCCAUUCAUAUGGAGUCAAGAAACUAAUCCUACGGUGGUGAUGCGUUGGGUGCUUUAUAUAUUUGUUUACACUUUUUGAUA
Messenger RNA from Eutrema salsugineum, 988 nucleotides. Its product is annotated as high-affinity nitrate transporter 3.1. Gene Ontology annotation, molecular function: nitrate transmembrane transporter activity. The transcript has 2 exons. Gene Ontology annotation, cellular component: plasma membrane. The coding region runs from base 135 to 770 and encodes 211 amino acids. The record is from RefSeq and is a predicted model, not a curated record. Lineage: Eukaryota; Viridiplantae; Streptophyta; Magnoliopsida; Brassicales; Brassicaceae. Gene Ontology annotation, biological process: response to nitrate; nitrate transmembrane transport.